This is a messenger RNA of Scomber japonicus (chub mackerel), 1364 nucleotides long. Its product is annotated as 3-mercaptopyruvate sulfurtransferase-like. The transcript is spliced from 2 exons. The coding region runs from base 156 to 1034 and encodes 292 amino acids. NCBI's taxonomy places the organism in Eukaryota, Metazoa, Chordata, Actinopteri, Scombriformes, Scombridae. The record is from RefSeq and is a predicted model, not a curated record. Gene Ontology annotation, molecular function: thiosulfate-cyanide sulfurtransferase activity. Gene Ontology annotation, cellular component: mitochondrion. Gene Ontology annotation, biological process: transsulfuration.
GCGUCUUGUUUGUUGUUGCUCUAUCUCUCUCCACGAUUGAUGCCUCUCUCUCUCUCCACCACUCUAACCCUUUGGCACAUGUAGGAUUGGGUCGAUAGAGUUAAACUAAAAGUAAAAGUAAAGUUUGAAGCCAGUCUACCUCCUCAGAAUCAACCAUGGCGCUUCAAGCAAAAGCUCUGGUCACCUCUAAAUGGCUUUCGGAGGCAAUGAAGGCCCGGGGGAAAAUGCGCAUCUUGGACACUUCGUGGUAUUUGCCCAAACUGCGGCUCAACGCCAAGAGCGAGUUCAAGGAGAAGCACAUCAGGGGUGCAGCUUUCUUUGACAUAGAACAAUGUUGUGAUAAAACUUCUCCUCUGGACCACAUGUUGCCGACAGAGAAGGUUUUUGCAGACUAUGUGGGGAAUUUGGGAAUAGAAAGCGACACGCACGUUGUGGUGUACGAUACCAGCGACUAUGGUGCGUUCGCGGCGCCCCGUGUUUGGUGGAUGUUCCGGGUUUUCGGGCACAGUGCGGUCUCUUUGCUCAACGGGGGGCUCAGAAAUUGGGAGCUGGAGGGGCGACCGGUGAGUGAGCAGCACGUCAAACCCAAGCCGACUGAGUUCAAGGCCUCCUUAAACCGCUCCUGGAUCAAGACGUAUGAGGAUAUCCUGAUUAACCUGGACACCAAGAAGUUCCAGGUGGUAGACGCCAGACCAGCAGGCAGGUUCAUAGGAUUGGACCCUGAACCCAGAGACAACACAGAGCCAGGCCACAUCCCCGGCUCCGUCAGCAUGCCCUUCCACUCCUUUCUGUCCAAGUCAGGCCACUUCCUGCCCAAGGAGCAACUCCAGGCUUUGUUCGCCCGGGCUGGCGUGGACCUCAGCCGCCCUAUUUGUGUCUCGUGUGGAUCCGGCGUGACUGCGUGUCACGUAGCACUGGCGGCCCACGAGUGCGGGCACCCGGGGGUGUCUGUGUAUGACGGCGGGUGGUCAGAGUGGUUCACCCGUGCUGUGCCAGAACACGUUAUAUCUGAAGGACGAGGGAAGCAUUUGUGAUUGGCUUAAAAACUACAGGAGGUGUGUUUGAUAACUAACUGGAUCAGACUGGGACUUGAUGACAAGAAAAGAAGAUUUUAUUGCCUGUUUUGGGGGUAAAGUGCGGUUUAAAGGUAUUGUUGUGUGCCUAUCUUAAUACAUAAUUAGUGCAUCCUGAAUUUAAUCAUGACAUGAAGCUUCUUCUUUUACUUGCUUUAUCGUCCAAACCGACAGUAACAUUACAAGUCCACCUUUUACGCCUCCGGGCUGUGGUCAUACAACCCUUCCUGUUUUCCUAAACCCGUGACUCAGUCACAGUACGUAACUCAUUACAUGACAGGUAUAGUGUGG